Plectropomus leopardus (leopard coralgrouper) is the source of this 2302-nucleotide messenger RNA. It is a transcript of the gene nog2, whose product is annotated as noggin 2. Gene Ontology annotation, biological process: dorsal/ventral pattern formation; negative regulation of BMP signaling pathway; osteoblast differentiation. The record is from RefSeq and is a predicted model, not a curated record. NCBI's taxonomy places the organism in Eukaryota, Metazoa, Chordata, Actinopteri, Perciformes, Serranidae.
ACGCUCCAGCGCCAAGUCUCUCAGACUCCUGAAGUAGGAGCGACUCAGUAGGAGCUUCUGUACCAGUUAUCAAAGGAGUAGAGACGUUCCCUCGGGUAUUGACCGCUUGCAUCGACUGGGCAAAAAAAAGGCUCCAGAUUAUGGACUGUCUCGUCAUGCAGCGACAGUGGAACCUGGAGCUUUUCUGAGAGGAUUCAGCAAUGCCACAGUGAAAGGAACUUUGAACUAACACCGUUUGCUGGCUUUGCAGUUUGCAUUUGAUAUGCACUGACACUGCAAUCUGUAACAGCGUUUCUGACUCUAUUACAUGCACAGUUGUGUGGGAAUAUACAGCCUGAGACUUUUGCGUAAAGAACUGCUGCGUUUUUGGAACAUCCUCUGGAAAGAUAAAUGGUUGUUAUUUCAUAAACUGCAUCCCCACCGCGGCGCAUUCUUCUCUAAGUUAUUUUUGGACAUUUGUAAGCGAGGUGCACAGAUCGACGGCUGGAAUACCACCACAACGAGGACUGACUGCAGAGAGCGUUUUUCCUCAGUGCAUGGAUUGUGCGCCCUGGGACCUUGUCAAACCUGAGAGCGUCAGGCGACGUUAAGAGAAGCCACGUUUAUAAAAGCCGUGCGUAAAAAUAACAUUGGCCGAGGCAGCCCCUCAUUGCCGGGCGCGUGACAUUUAAAACUUAGUGAAGUGCUCUCUUUGUGCCCCCUUCUCUCUCGGGACGCUCCGGAUCUAUUCUGUCUCUUUAGAAAACACUUCAUUCCAUGCAGCUCUCGCCUCGGCCGCUGUCAUCCAGUGUAGACAGUUCGUCGUGGCUUCGAGUCCCCGGGGUAACCAUGACAACCGAAAGAAACCCAAAGUGAAUCCAAGGGAGCGGGGUGAGGCCAGAGAGAGCGUGAAUAGAGUUUUCUCCAUUCUGUUUUGUGCUUUUUUGUGUUUAGACUAAACGGGUUUUUUUGCAAAGCGUCGCGCUGCAGAGUUGCAUCAGUGGGCAAAUUGCAAAGUUGAAGGAGCCCUAAAAAGCAAAGCGCUCCAUGUCAUUCAAACCCGACGCGGUCUAUUAAAAGUAUCGCCUUGCUGGUGACUGAACUUCUACUAUUUAUGAAGCCCCGGGCAAGUGAUUGCAGAGAACACAGCGACCGGGAAGAGAAUUGAAUAUCAUUUACGCGUGAAGAACCCGUGCGUAAAACCAAGAGGAAUAAUGGGCCUCUCACAAACGCUUCUCGUGUACGUGCUGGUGUGCGUUCACCUUGGAGUUUCCCAGCAUUACCUUCGCCUCCGUCCAUCGCCCAGUGAUCACCUCCCCGUGCCAGAUCUAAAGGAGGACCCCGAUCCGGAGUACGACCCCCGGGAGCAGGACUUGGCCGAGAGGACUCUGAGGAAAAAGCUCGGCAGUAACUUUGACCCCAACUUCAUGUCCAUCACCUCGCCCAUGUUGGUGAACCUCUCGGCGCCAGAGGUGAAGCUGCAGGGGCCCAUGCCCAACGAGAUUAAAAAGCUGGACCUCACAGAGACCCCGUAUGGGAAGCGGGUAAAAGUGGGCAAGAAAGCCCGCAGGAAAUUUCUGCAGUGGCUGUGGACCUACACGCACUGCCCUGUGGUACACACCUGGAAGGAUUUGGGCGUGAGGUUCUGGCCACGUUACAUCAAGGAGGGAAACUGUUUCUCUGAGCGCUCGUGCUCCUUCCCAGAGGGGAUGUCUUGCAAACCAGUCAAGUCAAUCAACAAGAUUUUCCUCCGGUGGUAUUGUCAAGGCUUUCUAAGACAGAAAUACUGUACGUGGAUACAGGUGCAAUACCCAAUCAUCUCAGAGUGCAAGUGUUCGUGCUGAUUUUCUCUAAGGAAGGUGGUCGAAAGGGGGGAGUGGACUGGAAAUACGGUUUCUAUUGCACUGUUAACUCUCUACAGAGGUGGGCACCAUAGCAAAUCUAUUUUUUUAUAUAGCAUUUUAAGUGAAAUACCAACAUUGUACAUAUUUAAGAAAAAUGCAGCUAUUUUUUCUAAUUGAACCAGGACCAUAUUUUAUUCUCAGCCCUGAAAACGUGUUUUUUUGGGGGAACACGAGCACUUCAUAAGGAAGAGCUUCUUUUUUGAUAUUUUUUAUGAGACAUUGAAGAUGCAAUGCAUAUGCUACACUUCUCCAAGAGGUGAACUUUUUUUCUUCAUCUUCAACUGAACAUUGAUGCUGACUGUUAUUUCACUGCAAUGCUGCCUAGAGUUUUUGUAUAAUAUUAAUAUCAAUAAUAAUUAAAUUGUAAAAAAAAAAAAAAAAAAAAGUUGAGGUUAAAGAUAUAUAUAAAGGCGUGAACU